Messenger RNA from Physcomitrium patens, 2839 nucleotides. RefSeq names its product increased DNA methylation 2. NCBI's taxonomy places the organism in Eukaryota, Viridiplantae, Streptophyta, Bryopsida, Funariales, Funariaceae. The record is from RefSeq and is a predicted model, not a curated record. Gene Ontology annotation, cellular component: nucleus.
AACUCUGCCUGUGCAUCUCUCUCCCGACGCCGACAUCCUAGGAUGUGAGAUUUUCGCGUUCUGGGACGUUGUGCACAUUUCAUCGUCGCGUUUGGGAGGCUGUUUGUGCAUGCCCAACGGAUCCCACCGUGUAUAUGAGACGUAUGUUGAGACAUGUGUUGAGAUGCAGGAAACCAAGAAGUUCGAGUGGAUGAGUACAAUUCGAAGGCUGAGGUUUAGGUUUAUGUCAAGGAUAAGGGUCAGCGGUGCGCUGUAGGAUUUCGGAAUGAAAGGGAGAGAUGAUUGACGUAGUGGGUCUUAACUGCGGUUAUCUUUGGUGGCUUUGUAGUUUUCCGAGUUGGAAGAGGUUUGUCGGGGACAGAUCUUUCACGCUCCAAAUCGUUGUUUUGACCCAUAGUCAAAUGCUAUUUUGGAGACUCCGUCGAGCACCUGUACGUGGUGUGGGUUAGGUUUUAUUGGAGCCGAGGUUUGGUAAAAUGAUAUUUCGUGGAUGCGCACGGAAACAUUUUCAAAAUCAGUAGGGGUAAACAUUGAGUGAGGCAGUGGCUGGUCUAAUUAGGUUAGAAGUGUGGGCAGUUUCAAACUCUGCGUCACAUUUCAGGCUCUAUUUUUCCAGGAGUUCACUACCUGCUUAGCUUGAACAGCACUUGCCAUCUGCAUAAGUAUCCUAAAUCUUUUUCGGACACAGAUGCAUGUUUGCAAAUGCUGUUCAUACAAGCAUUGAAGAGGGUCUUCGGCUUUUUCGCCGGUGGACCCAAACGAUGGCGGAUUGUUGUUAUCAGCUCGCUUAUUGCAUGCAAAAGCAUUUAGCGAAUUGUUACACUUUAUGGUUUACAGGCUCUUGAGCUUGGGGAUGGUUUUAUCUAGCUGAAUAUUGUUAGCAGAUUGGUAGUUGCAACUGCAAUGCUGGAACAAUCAAGAGACGAGGCAGUUGGCCUGAUGGAAGCAGACUUUAGUAUUAUGGAGCAGCAGCCAUCCCCUCCUUCGCAAGGGGAUUGUUUUCCCGAACCUGUAAAUUUACCCAAAGCCCGCGUUGGGGCGUCAACCAAUGAUCAACGGUUUCUACUGGUUUUUAUUCUGGGAACUUAUUUUGGCCCUGAUUUGCGAGAGGAGAUUCCGCGUAAAUCGGCUCUGCAGCGAACAUACAUGGGGCUGCCUCCAUAUUCAGCUGACGAACUCGGGGGCUCCGUCUUCAAGUUGUCGGAAAUAGAGAGCAUCUAUUAUUUUGCGCUUAGGAACUCACACCCCAGUGCGCGAGUCAAACUGCAAUCACUCUACAAGUUUCUGCAAGGUCACCUUGCGCCUCCUGUCAAGGAAAAUCUAGAGGACGUGCGCCAAUUCACAGCUUUCUUCCCUCCCCAUUUGCAUCGUCAAUCUCGUUACAAGGGGACUUACAAGGUUAUUGAGAGUAUGGUAUUUAUUGACGACCCCGACAUCACAUAUAUGAAAGUGGAGGACGUUGAGCGUUUCAAGCGCCUUAGUGGGCUUUCCGAACUAACACUUGACAGAGAAGAGGCACGGAACUACCAACACGGACAACGGAAUGAUCGAGAUGAUGAGAGGCAGGCACGUUUUCAAGCCAUGGCAGUAGCUCAUGGUCAUGUGGCGGAGACGGGCGCCCGGGCACACCCUCUGGUGAUCAUGGAUGCAUCUCUCGAUAAGAGGAAAAGGAGGAAACGUGAAUCACAGUUAGAUGUUCUCUCCCUUCCAUCUCCUUUACCCGGACCGCAAAAGGAAGAGAAAGCAGACUGGGCUCCGAAUAGCAAAUUAGGGGCUGCUAUGCUGCUGCUUCCCUCUUUACCGAGCUUGGAACAAUGGAAUUCAGUAAUCAAUACAUCGAAGCCUGUGAUUACCUUCACAGGAACUGCCGCAGCUCGCAAUGCGGGUCCUUUGAUCGGUCUCGUGGACAUUGGUAUAAGUGACGAUGCAUAUUUAUUCCGAACUGCUUUACCUGGUGUCAGGAAGGAAGAAGGUGAAUUCAAAUGCGAGGUGGAGUGCGACGGCAAAGUGAUGAUUAAGGGCACUACAACUACAGGAGAGGCUCGUAUAGUCAGGAACAAUGCAAUCUUCGUCAUGCAAACUCAAUACUUAUGUCCUCCUGGUCCCUUCACUGUCUCGUUCUCUUUACCAGGUCCUGUAGAACCCAAUCAAUUCACUGGUACCUUUGGUUCUGAUGGUAUUUUAGAAGGUAUAGUCAUGAAACAGCGGCACAGAAGUGGUGCAGCGGCCUUGCUUUUCGAGUCUUGAGUAUACACUUCAAGGAAAUUUGUUUGAAAAUCAAGACGAUUGAAUGUUUCUCAAGGGGAUUGUCAAGCAGAAAGCAUCUAGGUUCCAUGACUUGAAGAGACUACCGUGUAGUCCGACCUUGCUUCCUGCCGCAUCCUUGUGCCUUCAAAUCUUCAUCAGCGGUGGAUUGCUGUCUAGAUAGCAUGCCCAGAAAGCGCUGUUCAGAAACAGUCUUUAUUUGUAUAGAGCCUUAGCUUCAAGCUUUGUUGCGUCAUGGAUCUAAAAUGUUUUCCUGGGACAAAGCGAGAUGCCUCUCAGAAUCAGGAUUUAGUGCUGGACACUCUUGUGUACAUCGUGGGGGUUUGUAUGAAAUGAAGUUCAGAUGUAAUAUAAUUUGGUCUUCUUUGUGGGAUGUUGAUAAAAGACGAAGAUUGCAUUGUUCCUGACUAUACGAGCCUCUCCUGUAGUUGUAGCGCCCUUAAUCAUCACCUUGCCGUCACACUCCACCUCGCAUUUGAAUUCACCUGCUUAUUCUCGUUCCCCCAUAAGUCCGAGUUUGAUUUUGUUUUCUUUACUGCCAUUCAAUUCGAUUAGAUAUGUUCAGAAAGUGUUA